AGGAUAGCUGUUCUUGGUAGCCAUUCGGUUCUGGAACAUUUGUUGCGUUUGACACACGAGAAAACUGAAAAUAACUUGCAGAUGUUGCCUUAUAUUCAUAUACGUAUAAUAAUAGAGUGUGUAGGGUUUAUGUAAGUACAUACAUCCGAAGUCCAGUUCUGCGUUAUAUAGCCCCUUACCUAUAUGUGCACUGACAUUUUUUAUGUUUGUGCGUGCUUCUUUUUCUGUUCCUUGUUCCAUGCAGUACAAAUAUUAGGGUCGGAAACUGGAGCCAGUGAGAACGCUUCUUUCCGCUGCAUACAUAUUUUGUUGUACUCCUAAGUUCCUAUAAAUGUUUUAAUUCACUCAUUGGACUGAUAACUUGUCUCGCAUUUUUUGUGACCUAAUACUUGAGCCUAUAACGAAAUGGUUGUCCAAGGUUACGUUCCUCUUCCGGAAGCGUCAAGGGAAGGUUUCGACGCGAAUGAGCCCAUUCUAAACAGUCAAGGAGAAAGCUACCACGAGGAGUGUCUUGUGUGUGCCCAGUGUUUUCGCCCUUUCGUCGAUGGCGUGUAUUACGAGUUUGAAGGAAGGAAAUAUUGCGAACACGAUUUCCAGGUCCUCUAUGCGCCUUGUUGUGCCAAAUGCAAUGAAUUUAUUAUCGGAAGAGUCAUUAAGGCCAUGUAUACGAGCUGGCAUCCGGAGCAUUUUCAGUGUGAAAUUUGCGGAAGAAUUUUGUCGGAUAUUGGUUUCAUGCGAAAUCAGGGACGUGCAUUAUGUCACCCGUGCAACGAUCGAGUGAGAGCUGAGGCGGCCGGAAAAUACAUUUGUUACCGUUGCAGAGCCGUCAUUGAUGAUAAGCCGCUGAAAUAUAAAAACGAGCCGUAUCAUCCUUAUCACUUCAACUGCUCUAAUCCAGAAUGCGGGCGCGAAUUAGAUUCAGACGCUCGGGAAAUCCGUGGUGAACUAUACUGCUUGAGAUGCCAUGACAAGAUGGGUAUUCCCAUUUGCGGAGCGUGCCGACGCCCUGUGGAAGAUCGAGUGGUCACUGCGUUGGGAAAGCAUUGGCAUGUUGAGCAUUUCGUUUGUGCCAAAUGCGAGAAACCGUUUUUGGGUACCAAACAUUUUGAACGGAAAGGUCUUGCAUACUGCGAGUUGCAUUAUCAUCAGCUGUUUGGAAAUAUCGACUUCGUUAGCGGAGAAGUGAUCGAAGACAUUUGUGUAAGUGCUCUUAACAAGACAUGGAAACCGGAAAAUUUUGUGUGCUGGUCUUGCGAAACACCAUUGGAUGACAGGACAAAAUUUUUCGAAUUUGACAUGCUUCCGGUUUGUAAAAAGUGUUAUAACCACUUCCCCGGUGAACUGCGACGGCGAUUGACGAAACACUAUGAAGCGGCCAAACGAAUUCGACCCAUCUUGCCUGCUUCCAGCGCAUCAUCAGUAGAAGAACAGCACAUGGUUCAGGCCGCAUGUUUCCCUCGCAUGUGUCUUCCCUGAAAAGAGAGGAAUCUCUUAUAACUCACGUUCUUCCGUAUUCCCCGCGUUCGUUCGACUUCAGUGUGUGCCCCGCGUGAUCAUGUUUUUGUCUUCAUGUUCCUCCCCGGUCUGUGCUGUGAACAAUCGUUUUGUGUUGUCGUGUGUGUGUGCAGCUCAUCUCUUUUUAGCUUUUAAAACAAUCUCUUGUUUAAUUGAUUUUCAUGCAUUUUUGUCGAUGUAAUUUGCUUAUGAUUAGAAUGACUGCCUAACCGAUUCCCCAGUACAGUAUCUUAUAACUUCUACUGUCAAUCUUUUAUUGGAUCUAAGAAAUUUUGUACACACCCGUAAUAAAACAACAAACCAU
Molecule: messenger RNA, 1819 nt
Organism: Paramacrobiotus metropolitanus
Lineage: Eukaryota; Metazoa; Tardigrada; Eutardigrada; Parachela; Macrobiotidae
Product: LIM and senescent cell antigen-like-containing domain protein 1
Exons: 12
Coding region: 406-1476 (356 amino acids)
Biological process (GO): positive regulation of substrate adhesion-dependent cell spreading; cell-cell junction organization; cell-cell adhesion
Cellular component (GO): focal adhesion; cell-cell junction; cytoplasm
Source: RefSeq, a predicted model, not a curated record